AGAAAAUGGCAGCCGCUGACACAACUGAUAGUAUUUUACUAGAGGCUGGCUCUGACCCAGCCUUUAUGAAGCUCCAAGGAGACACUGCACCCUUAGAAUUACUAGCAGAGUUUCUGAGGUGUGUAAUGAGUGAGGAAUUUCCUGCUGCUAGAUUGCUCUGUCAGAAAGUUCUGUCUCUUGAGCCUGGAAACAAGACGGCUCAGGACUUUUUACCCUGUCUGGAAGAAAGAAUCCAGUUAGAUAAUGAAUUGGAGACAGAAUCAUCAUCCAGUGAAGAGAGUGAAGAUGAUGAUGAUGAUGAUGAUGAUGAUGAUGAUGACGGUGACAGCAAUGACAGUAGCUCAGAUGAAGGUUCAAAGGCUAAUGGAGUAGAUGAGCAUAAUGGUCAUCGUCAUUGUGGUUGUCAUGCUAGCGAUCAUCAAAGGGAUCAUUAACUGCUCUCACAGACUCCCUUGAUUAUUUGUUUACAUUAAAUCACCAUCAUUAGCUUGCA
This is a messenger RNA of Amphimedon queenslandica, 493 nucleotides long. Its product is annotated as glutamate-rich protein 2-like. The record is from RefSeq and is a predicted model, not a curated record. Bases 6 to 434 code for a protein of 142 amino acids. Lineage: Eukaryota; Metazoa; Porifera; Demospongiae; Haplosclerida; Niphatidae. The transcript is spliced from 4 exons.